AUGGGCUCACACGAGCUCAACAUGCGCCAGAUCAGUGCUAAUAAUGUCGAUCUGAACCAGGGGCUCAGCCUCGAUGGCGUUGAGGUGGACGCGGUCUGCAUCGGCGCCAGCAUCAACGCUUGCAAGGUGGCGCGGCGCUGGCGGUGGGCGCUGCAGCUGACCCGCGACUCGCCGCCGUCGGCGAGUCGCAUCGCGCGCCACGCGGCGAUGGGCGCAGGUGGCGCAUGGCACCUGGCACUUUUGCUCUUGGCCACUUUCAACCAACUGCAGGUGGAGUCCAACACGGCGAGCUUCAACACGGCUUUGGCGGCCGAUGCGCGCGAGUCUGCAUGGGAGUGGGCGGUAGGGUUGGUGGCGGCAAUGCGGGCGAACAGGCACCAGGCGGAUGGAUUCAGCCACCGCAGCCUGGCGUCGCGGAGCUGGCGCCACGGGCUGCGGCUCCAGAGGCGCCGUGACGUCGGACACGUGGCUGGCGGCUGGCAGCGGGUGCUGGCGCAAUGGCCCUGGUUGAGGGGCCCCGAUUGUGCCGGCUUCAACGUCGCCAUUGGCACCUUGGGUCAGGACACGGAGACGGACUCGUGGCGGCUCUCGCUGUGGAGCUUCGGGGAGCUGAGCGACCGGAGAGUCCGCCCCGACAUGAUCUCGCACAUGUCGGCCAUGACUCCAUGCAGCCGCAAAUGGCUUUGGCCGCGCAGCCUGGCGCUCUUUGCCCGCCUGGAGGAGGCACAGCUGCGCCCAGACGCGGCGGUGCACAGCGGCCUCGCCGGCGCCUGCGAGAAGGCGCAGUGCUGGCGUGAAGCGCUGCAGCUCUGGCGGCCAUUCCCACAACUCAUGGAGGACGACUUGAGCCUCAGCGCAGCUCUGAAAGCUGUGGCGGUGCGUGGCUGGAGCUUUGCCUUAAGCCUACUGCGCGGCCAACAGCCAGGGUACAUGAGCGUCGAUGCGGCCGUGGCGGCUUGCGGGCCCUUGUGGCGCACCGCGCUGUUUCUCGGCUCGAGCCGCCCGGCCGCGGCCGCCGCCGCCGCGGAGAAGGCCGGCGCCUGGGAGGCGGCGCAGUUUUUGGCUUCCGCCUCCUCUGAGGGCGUGGAGUCGGCGAGCGCCGUGCGCGGGGGGGCGGCGGUGGCCGCGUGCAGGAAGCCUGGCCGCUGGGUGCCUGCGCUGCAUUUGCUGCACCACAUGGCCUGGCGAUCUCUGGAGCUGGAGACCGCCACUCGGAACGCCGCGGUGGCCGUGAUGGGCGCCGGCCGAAGGUGGCGUUUCGCCUUGCGCCUGGCCGAGCCGUCGGUGGCAGACUCAGAAUCUGCGCGCGCGGAGUUGCCCGCAGCACUGGCGCCGGAGUGGCGCAGGGUACUGCAGCUCACUGACGUGUGCGUCCGACGAGCGCAGCUCAAUGCUCUCAGUUUUUACUCCUGUCUGGACGCCCUGCAAAGCACUGGCCGUUGGCGGCUGUGCCUGUUCAUGGCGAGGCUUCGCAGGCCUGACGCGCACACACUGACGGCCUGCCUCAACGCUUGCCAUGCGGCGCAGCGCAAAUACUUCACCUGGCCGAAGGUGAGACGCCAAAGGAUGGCGGCGCAUCUGCGGUCGGGGCAAACCAUGACGGGCAUGGUGAAGAGCUACAACCGCAGGGGCUUCGGCUUCAUCAUGUGCCAGGCUCUAGAGCAGGACAUCUACUUCUCUCGGGAGAGCCUGCACCCGAACUUGCAGACCUCCGACCUGGCGGGCGAGCAGAUCCAGUUCGAGAUCCAUCGCUUCUCCGAUGGCAAGCUGCAGGCUCGAAAUCUGCGAGCCCUCGGCGACGUCAGCGACUUCAAAGGCAGCAGCUACGGCGCCAACAGGCGGACGAGGGACCAGUUCCGCUGA
Effrenium voratum is the source of this 1863-nucleotide messenger RNA. NCBI's taxonomy places the organism in Eukaryota, Dinophyceae, Suessiales, Symbiodiniaceae. The record is from the annotation of a GenBank genome assembly.